GUUCGCAUUAUCAUCAAUCAGAUGUGGAAUGUCCACCCGGUGCCUGUUUCUGGAGGAGUGGACGAUGCCCUGGACCUGUGGGCUCUCCGCCUAGCCUGCAUCAACCAGAUCCUCGACCCAUGGGUCUACAUCAUCAGCCGCGUCACGUGCUGCGGUGGCCACAGGAGACG
Messenger RNA from Candidula unifasciata, 170 nucleotides. Lineage: Eukaryota; Metazoa; Mollusca; Gastropoda; Stylommatophora; Geomitridae. The record is from the annotation of a GenBank genome assembly.